GGAAGGCGGGGGUGAGGGGGAGAGGGACCUAUUUAAAGCUACCCUGUUGCUCCGGCUGUCUCUGUCUGUCUGCCAGGGUCUCCAGCUGCCCCAUACAGGCGGCACAGGUUUGGGAUCCUCUUGGUGACCUCUUCAGCCUAGGUGCCCUCAGGCAACUCUGCCCCAAGAUGGGUCGAGGGGCUGGCCGAGAGUCCUCGCCUGCCGCCACCACUGCAGAGAAUGGGGGUGGCAAGAAGAAACAGAAAGAGAAGGAGCUAGAUGAACUGAAGAAGGAGGUGACCAUGGAUGACCACAAGCUGUCUUUGGAUGAGCUGGGACGUAAAUACCAAGUGGACUUGUCCAAGGGUCUCACUAACCAGCGGGCUCAGGACAUUCUGGCUCGGGAUGGGCCCAAUGCUCUCACUCCACCCCCCACAACCCCUGAGUGGGUCAAGUUCUGUCGUCAGCUUUUUGGGGGCUUCUCCAUCCUGCUGUGGAUUGGAGCCAUCCUCUGCUUCCUGGCCUACGGUAUCCAGGCUGCCAUGGAGGACGAACCAUCCAAUGACAAUCUAUAUCUGGGUGUGGUGCUGGCAGCUGUGGUCAUCGUCACCGGCUGCUUCUCCUACUACCAGGAGGCAAAAAGCUCCAAGAUCAUGGAUUCCUUCAAGAACAUGGUGCCUCAGCAAGCCCUUGUUAUCCGAGAGGGAGAGAAGAUGCAGAUCAAUGCAGAAGAGGUGGUGGUGGGAGACCUGGUGGAGGUGAAAGGUGGAGACCGGGUCCCUGCUGACCUCCGGAUCAUCUCUUCUCAUGGUUGUAAGGUAGAUAAUUCGUCUCUAACAGGCGAGUCGGAGCCCCAGACCCGCUCCCCCGAGUUCACUCACGAGAACCCCCUGGAGACUCGCAAUAUCUGUUUCUUCUCUACUAACUGCGUGGAAGGCACUGCCAGGGGCAUCGUGAUUGCAACAGGUGACCGGACAGUGAUGGGCCGAAUAGCCACUCUGGCUUCAGGCCUAGAGGUUGGGCGGACACCCAUAGCCAUGGAGAUUGAACACUUCAUUCAGCUGAUCACAGGGGUGGCUGUGUUCCUGGGUGUCUCCUUCUUUGUGCUCUCCCUCAUCCUGGGCUACAGCUGGCUGGAGGCGGUCAUCUUCCUCAUCGGUAUCAUCGUGGCCAACGUGCCUGAGGGGCUUCUGGCCACUGUCACUGUGUGCCUAACCCUGACAGCCAAGCGCAUGGCACGGAAGAACUGCCUGGUGAAGAACCUGGAGGCAGUGGAGACACUGGGCUCCACGUCCACCAUCUGCUCAGACAAGACAGGCACCCUCACCCAGAACCGUAUGACGGUGGCUCACAUGUGGUUUGACAACCAGAUCCAUGAGGCUGACACCACUGAAGAUCAGUCUGGGGCCACUUUUGACAAACGAUCCCCCACAUGGACAGCCCUGUCUAGGAUUGCUGGUCUCUGCAACCGUGCUGUCUUCAAGGCUGGGCAGGAGAACAUCUCUGUGUCUAAGCGGGAUACAGCUGGUGACGCCUCUGAGUCAGCUCUGCUCAAGUGCAUUGAGCUAUCCUGUGGCUCAGUGAGGAAGAUGAGGGACAGGAACCCUAAGGUGGCAGAGAUUCCGUUCAACUCUACCAACAAGUACCAGUUGUCCAUCCAUGAGCGAGAAGACAGCCCCCAGGGCCACGUACUGGUGAUGAAGGGUGCCCCAGAGCGCAUCCUGGACCGGUGCUCCACCAUCCUGGUACAGGGCAAGGAGAUUCCUCUAGACAAGGAGAUGCAAGACGCCUUUCAAAAUGCCUACAUGGAACUCGGAGGACUGGGAGAACGUGUGCUGGGGUUCUGUCAACUGAACCUGCCCUCGGGAAAGUUUCCCCGGGGCUUCAAAUUCGAUACCGAUGAGCUGAACUUUCCCACGGAGAAGCUCUGCUUUGUGGGGCUCAUGUCUAUGAUUGACCCACCUCGGGCAGCUGUGCCAGAUGCUGUGGGCAAAUGCCGAAGUGCAGGCAUCAAGGUGAUCAUGGUAACCGGGGAUCACCCUAUCACGGCCAAGGCCAUUGCCAAAGGUGUGGGCAUCAUAUCAGAAGGUAAUGAGACUGUGGAGGACAUUGCAGCUCGGCUCAACAUUCCUGUGAGUCAAGUCAACCCCAGAGAAGCCAAGGCGUGUGUGGUGCAUGGCUCAGACCUGAAGGACAUGACACCAGAGCAGCUGGAUGAGAUCCUUAGGGACCACACAGAGAUCGUGUUUGCUCGGACCUCUCCUCAGCAGAAGCUCAUCAUUGUGGAGGGAUGUCAGAGGCAGGGAGCCAUUGUGGCAGUGACUGGAGAUGGGGUGAAUGACUCACCGGCUCUGAAGAAGGCUGACAUUGGCAUUGCUAUGGGCAUCUCUGGCUCUGAUGUCUCUAAGCAGGCAGCCGACAUGAUCCUGCUGGAUGACAACUUUGCUUCCAUCGUCACAGGCGUGGAGGAGGGCCGCCUGAUCUUUGACAACCUGAAGAAGUCCAUUGCGUACACCCUGACCAGCAACAUCCCCGAGAUCACCCCCUUCCUGCUGUUCAUUAUUGCCAACAUCCCCCUCCCUCUGGGCACUGUGACCAUCCUCUGCAUUGACCUGGGCACUGAUAUGGUCCCUGCCAUCUCCUUGGCCUAUGAAGCAGCUGAAAGUGACAUCAUGAAGCGGCAACCACGGAACUCCCAGACCGACAAGCUGGUGAAUGAGCGACUUAUCAGCAUGGCUUAUGGACAAAUCGGGAUGAUCCAGGCACUGGGUGGCUUCUUUACCUACUUUGUGAUCCUGGCAGAGAAUGGUUUCUUGCCAUCACGACUGCUGGGAAUCCGCCUUGAUUGGGACGACCGAACCACGAACGACCUGGAGGACAGCUAUGGACAGGAGUGGACCUACGAGCAGCGGAAGGUGGUGGAGUUCACAUGCCACACAGCCUUCUUUGCCAGCAUCGUAGUAGUGCAAUGGGCCGACCUCAUCAUCUGCAAGACCCGCCGCAACUCCGUCUUCCAGCAGGGCAUGAAGAACAAGAUCCUGAUUUUUGGGCUCCUGGAGGAGACAGCAUUGGCUGCCUUUCUGUCUUACUGCCCAGGCAUGGGGGUGGCCCUCCGCAUGUACCCACUCAAGGUUACUUGGUGGUUCUGUGCCUUCCCCUACAGUCUCCUCAUCUUCAUCUAUGAUGAGGUCCGAAAGCUUAUCCUGCGGCGAUAUCCUGGGGGCUGGGUGGAGAAGGAGACAUACUACUGAGCUCACUGAAAGAAGAGGAGGGUACCAGAGAAAUGGGGUGCUCUGGAAAUGUUGCAGGGAAGGUGGUGUAGUGAGAUGGAAAAGCCUGGGGUGGUGUUUUGGGGAAUGAUUUGGGAGAGAGUAAAGCAAUUCAGCAGGCUAACUUGAUGGGAGUGGGUAAAUAAGCUUGGAAUGAUCACGCUGUAGACCUGUGAACACAUGUUAGGGUCCCCUGCCCAGAUCCUUUUCCAUCCCACUCCACCAUGUUGAAGAAUUGGGGCUUACCCCAGCCCUCCCCAUGCCCUAGCCCUUCACCCACACUCCUACUCAAAUAGUCAACAUCUGAAGGCAGAGACCUGUGUAAUCUGGAAGAAGGAAACCCUCUCAGAUCACCACAUGUCCAUUUAUGUCUCCACGCUCCUUAUGCUCUCACCCCUCCUUAGCUUCCUGCCUGACUGUCCCCUCUGCUUCCCCUCAGACCUUGAAAUUACAAAGUCUCCUCCCAUGAGUGCAAGAGCCUUAGGCCAGAAAGGGAAGCUGAUUGGAGAGGCCAGGCCUGUUCCCCCAGUCAAGGCCAGUUAGAAACUCAAGAGGAAAGCUGGCAGCAGGUGGGAGGUUGGGGGGAGAGACAGCAAAGGAAGUGAGGCGGGAAAGGAGAGAUAUACCACUAAUGACCAAAAGUUGGACUUGUCUUGAGGUAUAUGGCAUGGCCGUCAGCUCUGCCCUUUUAGACUAUCCCAGGCCAAACUCCUAUCUCAUCAGAGUAGCAGCAGCGAUAGGACCAGAUUGUGUGCUACCAAAUGUCCCUCUGGCUCUUGGCUGGUGGUCCUCUAGGUCCAUGAGGCCCAGAUGUCACAGUAGCUCCAGCUGUCUCAAUCACAUGCUCUUGGCAACACCCCACCCUUUAGAAUAUUAAGUCCUCAGGUAUUCAUUCCAUGCUGUUCCUGGACCCCAGACAGCUGCCAGUUCUCUCUCAGUCCCCACUCCCUUCCAACUCCAUGCCCACCCUGAUGAAACCGCAUCAUUCCCAGAACUGCCAAGCCAGCCCCAGAAAAGGAAUCCUGGCCAUUGGCUGGAAUUGGGGUGAAGUUUCCAGAACAUUCCUGUCUUCCGGGGAUAUGCAGAAUCAGCUUAGGUCAUGACAUGGCCAGAACCUUUGGACAGAGGGAAAAUAUUAAGACCUGUCUGAGUCCUCAGAUAGUAAGGUCACUCCCCAGACACAAGUGCCCUUCACACUGAUGAUCAUUGUGCCCACUUACUCUGAGAUGGGGAGUUGGCUUCAGGUUCCUAUGGUAGAUACUUUUCUUUCCUUUAACCCUCUCCAGCUAACACUUUUGCUGUGCAGGCAGUUCUGCCCAUUCUCUAAGCCUGGCUUAGAAGACACUGGGAAUGUCCUCCAUAGAGAAAUAGAGAAGCCAAGAAAGUUAGACAGACACCUAAGGAAAAUGGAAGGCCUAAGGCAGCAAGGAAGGACAAAAGACAAAUUUUAGGUCAGGUCCAUAAAUAGCCUCCCAAUGGUUAUUAUCUCAUUGCACUGGAAUUUUGCUUUAUCAGAAGUACUUUGAAAUAAGUGAGUCAUUGCCUUGUGUUAGAAAUCUAAAUGGAAUACCAUCACUUUUAUUUGAGAUUGAUUAAUUUGAGAAUAUGGACUGUGGGCAAAAUUUAUCUGUGCACAAUCAAUAAAAAUGGCAUUUGUUUAGGAAAUUAAAAGCAUAGGCAGUAUUGCUGGGGUGGCACAGUUAGCCUAUCUAAAACUAGACUUUACAAGCACUUUAGGAAUAUCCAUUUAGAAGUAGCAAAUGCAUGGGCUAAUUAUCAAUCCUGAUGUAUUUGUUAAAGAAACAUCUACAGGAUCUUUACUGGUGACUUGUAAGUCACUAGUUUGAGGCACUAUAUAUGUACUUGAAAAUAAUAAAGUUGCAUUUCUUUAUGAAAAAAGAAAUCUCUUCCAUAAUUGAUUUUUAUAUUCAUACUUGCCUCCUCCCAAAUUUCAGUAUUGGUAUGUAUGCUGAGACAGGACUUGGCUUGUAGCGAGAACAAUACAGAGAACACAAGUGAUCAGGGAACAGACGGUGCUGGUACAGAAAGCUAGAGGGGAAGAAGUUAGACUACAAAAUAACCUAGAAAAAAAAAUACAGGAGGACACCCUUCUUCAUGGCCAAUUCUACCCCAAGAGCCAGAAGGUCUUGUCCAGGACAGCAAAAAACAUGUGAGUCUAUAAGGGCCCAAACAUUAUGGCCACUUCUGCUUUCUCUGUUCCAGAUGAAAAUCAGGCCACUUUUAAUUUGACAAGGUAGGGGCAGGGGGUGAUUGUUGAGGAAUGUGACAAUCAGUACCGAUUUAUAGUCUAUACUACACACAGAGCUUGUUCUGGGGGACAUCUUUAGGGGACAAAGGUAAUGUGGAUGCAGCCUUGAAAUUCACCUGAGGUACUGAUGAGCUUCUUGGGUGGGGUUUGACAAGCAGUAAGGAAGGAUGCUGUGUCCUGGAGAUGGAGGGGUGGAUGGGUGGUGUGCGUUCCUCCAGGGGUCUCUGGGAAUGAAAAACACUAGGAUAUCAGAGUAACAGUCAGAAGUCAGUUCCUGCCUGAAUCUUAUCCUGGCCCUUUAUUCAACUCUAAUGGUGAUAGUGAUGGUGACUGUCAUAGCACUGCUUGCAGGUGCAGUAACUGCAGCUCAUUUUGUGCCAUAAUGAUAUCAGGCUUUUAUUUGUAAAAUUUUGAUUAAACUUUCUUUAAUCUCACUUUAGGACUUUUAUUGUUGAUGGCCCCUCUGCCAAGAACACUUUCCCCUCACAUGCCUGGCUUCCUUCAGAUCACUCCUUAAACAUUACCUCCUCAGAAAGGUCCCCACAGUCCACCUCCAUGUUAAUAAAGUAACACUCCUGAUACCUUUGCUCCAUUCUCUUUGC
Molecule: messenger RNA, 6119 nt
Organism: Castor canadensis (American beaver)
Lineage: Eukaryota; Metazoa; Chordata; Mammalia; Rodentia; Castoridae
Gene: Atp1a2
Product: ATPase Na+/K+ transporting subunit alpha 2
Biological process (GO): sodium ion export across plasma membrane; proton transmembrane transport; intracellular sodium ion homeostasis
Cellular component (GO): sodium:potassium-exchanging ATPase complex; plasma membrane; cell projection
Molecular function (GO): P-type sodium:potassium-exchanging transporter activity; ATP binding; ATP hydrolysis activity
Source: RefSeq, a predicted model, not a curated record